AUCGCAUCGCGUCGCCGUCUUGCUGUACCGUCCACCCAGUCCACACAAAUAAUGAUUACCACUUAUCCGUCGUAAUAACCGCUCUACCUCCUUCUACCACCAUAGGACACUCCCCACAAAUCUCAUGAUACCACCAAGACCAACGACCCAACGAAAGACCAACCGCCUACAACUCCCCUGAGCUCCUCGAGACUCCCUCCACCGCCGCCUCGUUCGCCGGCGCUCCUCUUUGACCCUUCUCUCCCCCCCUCCCUCUCUCCGCCGCCGACGACCAACCGCCACCAUGCCCGUCUACUCUUUCUUCAUCUUCGACCGCCACACAGAAUGCAUCUACAGCAAGCACUGGCUCCCGCCGCCCCCAGACCGACCCCUCCCCCCCUCCUCCUUCGGGGCCCAACAACAACAACAACCGCCGGUCCCGUCCUCCCAACCCACGCACCCACCGAGCGCCGCAGCGGCCACGUCCGCCGCGAACGACGCGAAACUCACCUUCGGCGCCGUCUUCUCCCUCCGCAACAUGGUCCGCAAGCUCGGCGGCGACGACGACGCCUUCAUCUCCUACCGCACCGCCUCCUACAAGCUGCACUACUACGAGACCCCCGCCAACCUCCGCUUCGUCAUGCUCACCGACACCGCCUCCCUCAGCAUGCGCAACGUCAUGCAUCAGAUUUACAUCAAUCUUUGGGUUGAGUAUGUUGUCAAGAAUCCCCUCGCGCCAGUGGAACACAAAGGCGGCGCCGGCGUGCGGAACGAGCUCUUCGAAUUGGGUCUCGAUCAGUUUAUACGCGGCCUGAUGUGAAGCACCCACGCAUCCCACCCCGGCGUACAAGACGUAAAAGGCUUCCCCAGGUCGAAAUAUGCGGAGGCUGCUCUCUCAACGUCCAGACAGUGGCGGACUUGAACUCCGAGAAAAAAGAAAAAAAGGAAAA
Sodiomyces alkalinus F11 is the source of this 929-nucleotide messenger RNA. RefSeq names its product snare-like protein. NCBI's taxonomy places the organism in Eukaryota, Fungi, Ascomycota, Sordariomycetes, Glomerellales, Plectosphaerellaceae. The record is from RefSeq and is a predicted model, not a curated record. Gene Ontology annotation, cellular component: TRAPP complex. The coding region runs from base 284 to 799 and encodes 171 amino acids. The transcript has 3 exons. Gene Ontology annotation, biological process: endoplasmic reticulum to Golgi vesicle-mediated transport.